Messenger RNA from Acanthoscelides obtectus, 4287 nucleotides. The record is from the annotation of a GenBank genome assembly. Lineage: Eukaryota; Metazoa; Arthropoda; Insecta; Coleoptera; Chrysomelidae.
AGCCACCUUUCGGGUCGAUCCAGGACUCCGAACAUCACGUGACGUCACAGCGGCCGUUUACAUUCAACGCCGCAAGGAAUAAGGCUAUGCCUUUUCUACGAAAUGGGGGACGCUGAGGCUUAAAGUUGAAUUGGGAGAUUUUUCUUGUGGCAGAGGCUCAUGAUGAAUCCUAUCAUACUAGUUACCUUGAUAGAGCUGGUCAACUGUCUCCCAGAGUUGAUUCCAAUAGGUGGACUUUUUCAUCCAACAGAUGACAAACAAGAAAUAGCUUUCAGAUAUGCUGUAGAAAAAAUUAAUAACGAUCGUACAAUACUGCCAAGGUCUAAGCUGAGUGCCCAAAUCGAGAAAAUUCCCCCGCAGGAUAGUUUCCACGCAUCGAAAAAAGUGUGUCAUCUCCUAAGGACUGGCGUGGCAGCAAUCUUCGGACCCCAGUCAGCACAUACAGCCAGUCAUGUCCAAUCUAUCUGUGAUACAAUGGAAGUACCUCAUUUGGAAACGAGGUGGGAUUACAGACUGCGUAGGGAAAGCUGUUUAGUUAAUCUCUAUCCUCACCCUACCGUACUCUCAAAGGCCUACGUAGAUAUCGUCAAAGCCUGGGGCUGGAAAUCCUUCACGAUAAUCUACGAGAACAACGAAGGUUUGGUCAGGCUACAGGAGCUGCUAAAGGCCCAGGGCCCUUAUGAGUCACCAAUAGCAAUACGGCAACUUGGAGAAGGAAGUGACUACAGGCCUCUUCUGAAGCAGAUAAAGAACUCAGCUGAGUCACAUAUAGUGUUGGACUGCACAACACCAAGAAUCUAUGAGGUUUUGAAGCAAGCUCAACAGAUUGGUAUGAUGAGCGACUACCAUAGUUACCUCAUAACAUCAUUGGAUCUACAUGGCGUGAACCUUGAAGAAUUCAAAUAUGGUGGUACAAAUAUAACGGCAUUCCGAUUGGUUGACCCAGAAGGUCCAGAAGUGAGAAAAAUUGUUAAUGACUGGUCUACCGGUAAUCUUGCAGACAACAAAGUGAAGAAAGAUCUUCCGACGGUGUUCAGGGACAACAGUACAUUUGUUAAGGCGGAAACAGCCCUAAUGUACGACGCAGUUCACCUAUUCGCCAAAGCUCUGCACGACCUGGACACCAGCCAGCAAAUCGACAUCAAACCGCUAAGUUGCGACGCGGUGGAUUUUUGGCCACACGGAUACAGCCUCAUCAACUAUAUGAAAGUGGUUGAGAUGAGAGGACUCACAGGAAUAAUCAAAUUCGAUCAUCAGGGAUUCAGGAGUGACUUUGUUCUGGACAUAGUAGAACUAAGCAGGGAAGGACUGAAGAAGAUUGGAACUUGGAACAGUACAGAAGGGGUGAACUUCACGAGAACAUACGGAGAGGCUUAUACUCAAAUUGUAGAAAUUAUUCAAAACAAAACGUUUAUUGUGACGACUUUACUUAGUGCCCCUUACGUGAUGAGGAAAGAGGCUAGCGAAAAAUUGACCGGCAAUGCUCAGUUUGAAGGAUAUGCUGUUGACUUGGUUCAUGAAAUAUCCAGAAUUUUGGGAUUCAACUACUCAAUAAGAUUAGUACCCGAUGGCAGGUACGGUAGUUAUAAUAAAGAAACCAAGGAAUGGGAUGGUCUGAUAAGGGAGCUGCUGGAUCAGAAGGCAGAUAUGGCUGUAGCUGACUUGACUAUCACUUAUGACAGAGAACAAGCAGUCGACUUCACGAUGCCCUUCAUGAACCUAGGGAUCAGUAUUUUGUACAGGAAACCCAUCAAGCAACCACCAAACCUGUUUUCUUUUCUGUCGCCAUUAUCGCUGGACGUUUGGAUUUACAUGGCGACAGCUUACCUUGGAGUAUCUGUGCUACUUUUUGUAUUAGCGAGGUUCACCCCGUACGAAUGGCACAAAGAGCACUCCUGCGAGAUGAACUCGGACGUGCUGGUGAACCAGUUCAACCUGAAGAACUGUCUUUGGUUCACGAUUGGAUCUCUGAUGCAGCAAGGAUGCGAUUUCCUGCCAAAGGCUGUAUCCACCAGAAUGGUCGCAGGAAUGUGGUGGUUCUUCACACUCAUCAUGAUUUCAUCGUACACUGCUAAUCUAGCAGCCUUCCUUACUGUCGAACGUAUGGACUCUCCUAUAGAAAGCGCUGAAGAUCUGGCCAAACAAACGAAGAUCAAGUAUGGAGCAUAUAAGGGUGGAUCUACAGCUGCCUUCUUCAGAGAUUCAAACUUCUCCACAUAUCAACGCAUGUGGGCCUUCAUGGAAUCUCAGAGGCCUUCAGUUUUCACUUCCACAAAUCACGAGGGCGUCGAGAGAGUUGUGAAAGGCAAAGGAGGAUAUGCAUUUCUCAUGGAAUCGACUAGUAUAGAAUACGUUAUUGAAAGGAACUGCGAACUGACUCAAGUUGGAGGACUGCUGGACUCCAAGGGAUACGGCAUUGCCAUGCCACCAAAUUCUCCUUUCAGAACUGCCAUCAGUGGGGCAAUUUUGAAAUUGCAGGAAGAAGGAAAGUUGCACAUUCUUAAGACAAGAUGGUGGAAAGAAAAAAGAGGCGGAGGGAAGUGUCUUGACGAAACGACAAAGACCAGCAGUACGGCGAACGAACUAGGCUUAGCGAACGUAGGGGGAGUUUUCGUAGUGCUAAUCGGGGGUAUGGGAGUCGCAUGCGUUAUCGCAGUGUGUGAGUUCGUAUGGAAAUCAAGAAAAACGGCUGUGGAGGAACGGGUGAGCAGCAUCCUCCAAGACAUGUAGACACUCUCUCAAUGUUGAUGUCUCAGUCUCAACCCCAGUGCUCUGCCUCCCGCGCAAGAGAGCAAGUCCCUGUGUACAGAAAUGGUUACCGAAUUCCGUCACGCAGUUUGCUGUCCCAGUUCGAAAAAACCAAUUGGAGGUCACCAGGUCCGAAACAGAACUAUAUCGCCUUCUAGGAUGCCCUGUAGCCCUCCAGUUGUCCACGACGAUGGAAGGUACCACCCUCCUGGGUCCUACACCAGCUACGGUUUCACCGGCAAAGAACCCGUCAACUGAACCAUUACCAAGACUAUAGGGCACCAUCAGAUUCCAUUGUCUUAAAUCCGGUCCAAAUCCAAGAUAGAGUAACACAUAGUAGACCAGAGACUUAGGUGAAUUGGAGUACAAAGUUUUGCAAUAAAUACAACAGAUUUUUUUUAACAAUACCGUUAGAGUGCUGCUUUGUUAUUGCUAAUUCAAAAUUGGCAUCAUUCUAGGGCCUGAGAUUUUGCUGCGACUUUGAUAAGCGUGUUUUGUCAAUUAUCUCAUAUUACGUUAAAAAUUAAUGUAUAACUUUUGUAACAAAUUAGAUUAUCCACCAACUUGAUUUCAUACAGUUUUACCUUACGCUGAACAAUUACGAUUUACUGAAUCUCGAAGAUACAAGUUACUACAUUUUCGCUUAUAACGACUAAACUGUAUACAGGUUGUGAUUUAGGUUUUUCGGGCUGUUGAGGCGUGGUCGUGUUAGAUUUGGUCCAGAGCUUUCGCCUACAUCUGCGGUAGUCAUCUUCAGUGGCGCUGUCGGCGAGAGCGAAGUGCUCGGCUUGGCGGGUCGACUCAAACUGAUCGGUUAACUGGAUGAGCGUGCGGACUGAGGACUGAGUAGUCUGGUUGGGGUACUCUGGGCCUGUUGAGUGGCGUGGCUUUUGCGCUGUGCUUUUUGGAAUUGGGAAUCACGUUUUGUUUAAAGCAAGGCCUUCUUCUUUUCUAUUGAAAUUAUUAUUAUGUUUGUAGAUUUCAAUUGCUUGAACACGACCACGGCUCAACAGCCCGAAAAACCUAAAUUACAUUAGAAUUAUCCGUGAAAGCCUUCAUUCUUCAAUGUAUACAGAUUGUCCUGUAAGUUGGGACUUUCUUUUUCAGGAACAACUAAAAUUGUAAUAUCGAUGCUAAUGUGCGGUGAAGCAACAGCGAAAAGGUAAAAAAUAAAUGAAUAAGUACCCACCGUUCAUCGAAAACAAAUUACGGCUCUGUCAAUCGUGUUAUACACUAAACAUGUUACUUCGAUCCAAACAGAAAAAUCACGAAGGAUCUUUAACACCGAUCUGCAUGCACUCUAGAAGCCUCGAUAUCAUUCCGAAGUCACUCACCGUAAAUUAAAAUAAUAUGGACAUCUCGGAUAUUGCUGUAAAAGAUUUUGUUUAAAUAACGGGUGAUUUUUUAAGAGGUAUAGGAUUUGAUUUUCAAAAAAAACACAAAAAAUUUGAAAAAACUAUCAAAUCUUUAUUUGAGUCGAUAGAACGGUCGAUAUAAUUUAAUGUUUAAAGAUUAUUUCAUGUAAAUGUUGGCCGCGGC